AUGGCCGUCUGUGCAGCCCCUACAUGCGGAGCGGAAACAGAAUCAAAUCUCAAAUGCCCCGUGUGUCUCAAAGACAACAUCGAGUCGAUUUUCUGCAACCAGAAAUGCUUCAGAUCCGGCUGGGGGGUCCACAAAGCACAGCAUCCUGCCGAAGACGGCAAACCCUUUGAUCCGUUCCCAAACUACACUUACACAGGCUACUUGAGAGCCUCAUACCCUUUGUCGCCAUGCAGACCCGUGAACAAAGAUAUCAAGAAGCCAGACUACGCCAAGGAUGGGUUUCCAGUGAGCGAAAGGAAGAACGACAGAACAGGAAAGAUUACUAUUCUUCAAGAACAUGAAAUUAAGAAGAUUCGUAAAGUGGGCAAAGUGCUGAGAAUCAUUCUUGACAAGGUUGCAUCGCACAUCAAGCCAGGCGUUACUACAGAUGAACUAGACGCCAUCUUGCACAAAGAAUGUAUGGCCAGAGGCGCAUACCCUUCUCCGCUCAACUACUACAACUUUCCCAAGUCGUUCUGCACGUCUGUGAAUGAGGUGAUCUGUCAUGGCAUUCCAGAUCAAAGGCCGCUUGAAGAUGGUGACAUCAUCAACUUGGAUGUAUCGAUAUACUUGCAUGGGUUCCACUCGGACCUCAACGAGACAUACUACGUGGGAGACAAGGCCAAGUGCAACCCAGAAAUAGUGAAUUUGGUGGAAACUACUAGGGAGGCAUUGGACUUGGCAAUUGCACAGGUGAAGCCGGGAUUGAUUUUCAGAGAGUUGGGUGCUGUGAUCGAGGAGCACGCUACGAAAAACGGUUGUUCGGUGGUGAGAUCGUUCUGUGGCCACGGAACAAAUACUCUUUUCCAUUGCCAGCCCAACAUCCCCCACUACGCCAAAAAUAAGGCCAUUGGUGUGGCCAAACCCGGCAUGGUGUUCACCAUUGAGCCCAUGCUUAACCUUGGCACAUACAAGGAUACAACAUGGCCGGACGGAUGGACGGCUGUGACCUUAGACGGCAAAUUGCUGGCUCAGUUUGAGCACAUGAUGUUGGUGACAGAAGAUGGCGUGGAGGUGUUGACUGCUAGACUCGAGGACUCUCCUGGGGGUCCUGUUAAGCGGAUAUAG
Candidozyma auris is the source of this 1107-nucleotide messenger RNA. Its product is annotated as methionine aminopeptidase MAP1. The record is from RefSeq and is a predicted model, not a curated record. Gene Ontology annotation, biological process: proteolysis. NCBI's taxonomy places the organism in Eukaryota, Fungi, Ascomycota, Pichiomycetes, Serinales, Metschnikowiaceae. Gene Ontology annotation, molecular function: metalloaminopeptidase activity. The coding region runs from base 1 to 1107 and encodes 368 amino acids. The transcript has a single exon.